This is a messenger RNA of Oncorhynchus mykiss (rainbow trout), 3035 nucleotides long. Its product is annotated as protein FAM110B. The record is from RefSeq and is a predicted model, not a curated record. Lineage: Eukaryota; Metazoa; Chordata; Actinopteri; Salmoniformes; Salmonidae.
UGGUAGGGGUGCACAGAUCGACUGAGAAUAAAACAUACUCUCGAAUCUCAAACACAAUCAUGUAUCGUUAACAAUCCAUAGAUAUUAACACGAAAUAAUGUAGGAAUAAGAGUUAAUCACUCUUAGAUGAUUUAUAUGCAAGAUAACUCGGAAUAUUGUCCUAGCACCCCCCCCCCUUCCAUGGCGCAGGGAUACAGACUGUACAGUCGCUUGUAGAUUGCAUUGAAUGAGCUUGUUUGGCGUUUCUCUUGAAGCUUUGAGGACAUCCCCACACAUUCCGUCUAACGGAAAGAUACCGCAGCAUCUUUUGUUUUCCUCCGCUGGGUAUCAAGCUGUUUCCCCUGCUGACAACCUGCAGCGGUUGGAGGACAAGGGGGACUCAGAGUUGCCCAAUGGACCAGAGUCUGCCAACACCUGAGCUCUGAACAGAUCUGCUGCCUCCAGUUGUGGGCGAACAAAGGAGGCAGGCUGUGGGGCAGUAGGAGCAGGGCAGCAGUAGGGGCUGAUUGAUGCUCUGUGGGGAUGAGACCUGGCUGUUGAAGGCCAGUGGAGACGGCCCCCAUUCUCCGCUCGCCUGGCUUCAUGUGCGUGCCUGCAGGCUGCCCUACGCGCAGCAGCAGAGCCACCCCCCGCGUCAGCCACCACGGCGGCCACCCCGAGCCACCCAGACAUGCCCACCGAGACCCUGACGCCGCUGGCAGAUAGCAAGCCCCCCGGCCACGGGGCGGCCUUUGCCUCCACCGUCCCCCUGCGCAUACUCAACAAAGGGCCCGACUACUUCCGGCGCCAGGUGGAGCCCAACCCUAAGCGGCUGAGCGCUGUGGAGCGGCUGGAGGCGGACAAGUCGAAGUACGUCAAGAGCCAGGAGGUCAUCAACGCCAAGCAGGAGCCUGUUAAGCCCCCACUGCUGGCCAGGCCGCCUGUCUGUCCUGCCGUGGCUAAGAGAGGGGCGAAUGGGGGCGGUGGUGGUGGGGUGGACCUCAAGGCAUCCAACAACAACUCCAAGUCAGACACAUGCACCACCACCAGCAAACGGGAGAACCUCAACCUGGAGAUCCUUAAGAACCUCCUGAACAGCUCCGGCUCGACCUCUGAGGGCCACACUAAGAGCGCUACUCUAAAGCCCGGGGCCAGGAGCUGGGCCCCCCACCGCUCCAUCCCCACCACAACGGACUGCUCUGAGCCCACCAGCCUCCGUUCCUUCUCCGAGUCCCUUAAGGUGCCUCCCCCUGUACCUGGCCGACGGAGCCCACAUGGGGGCAACGCCCAGGGGAGCAACUUGAACCUCAGCCGCCGCCUGUUGGAGGAGCGGGGUGAGGGCGAUCGUUCACCCCUCCACGCCUCCCACAGCUCCUCCGACAUCCGCAGGCUAUGCAACGGUAAGCCACUAAGGGCGGCCCGAAGUAGCAGCAGCUCCGCACCUCCCUUACCCCCCAAACCCAGCCCCAAAGUCCUUGCCCCUCUCUGCGACAACGCCCCCCAAGCCUCUGAGAGGGAAGCCAACCCCACGCUGCCCUCCUCUGCCGCUCCAGCUGAGCAGUUGGAGCUAGAGCUGGGGAGCUCUGUGGCCCGCCGGCCAUCCCUGCAUCGCUCCAAGUCGGACCUGAGCGACCGUUACGCACGAGCCGGCGCCGACGUGGAGCGCUUCUUUAACUACUGUGGGCUGGACCCCGAGGAGCUGGAGAGUGUGGGCGUAGAGAGCUUCGCCCGUGCCAACUCCGACAUCAUCUCACUCAACUUCCGCAGCGCCAGCAUGAUCAGCUCGGACUGCGACCAAUCACGGCACAGCAACGAGGACAUGACGGACGAGGAGGAAGAUGCGAGCGAACGCGUGCCUUACGGGAUCUCGGCCGUAGAACGCAACGCCCGCGUCAUCAAAUGGCUGUACAGCAUCAAACAGGCACGCGAGUCGCAGAAAGUAUCUCAUGUCUAAAACUGAGGGAAGAAACAAACUAAAAAAUAUAUAUACUACCGAUGCAAUGAAGGUCUUUGGACACUUGCGCACUGAAUCUCUAUGAAUGUCAAUGUAUUGAUCUGGCAAGGCACCCGUGGAUGGCUCUUGCGGUCGCUUUCGCGUUCAGUGUUUGUUGUCCUCUGAAUCUGCAUGACUCCUUUCACCCAACCCGCCAAUGCGGCCUCCAGCUAAAGCAGCAGGUUUAGGAAAAAAUAGCCUUUUUCAAGAUGGCUGCCGUUCAGUGCCGUCUCUUCGAGCAGCGCAGCUCUCUCAUCGUUUUGCUUUCUCUGUUUAGACCAGCAUUAUGAUGCCAGCUCUUUUUAGGUGUGUCUUCUUAAUGUCCUUACGUUCUGAACAACACUAAGCCUGGAAGCCAUACGGGUGUGAAUGCAGCGCUUCAGUGUGUAACCAGUCUUUAGUCUGAUAAUUCUCUCUGAUGCAUCUGAGCUUUGUGUGUGGAAAAAAACUCCCCUGAAAAAAGGACUGUGGAAGCAUGGUACAGUCCAAACCUGCCUCACCCCUUUGGUACCAGGAGAGUUUGUUUGGUACAUUCCAGACCCAGACCCUGCCCCCUUCCUGGGGAAACCCCAGCUUAACCCCUCUCUCAGCAUUACUAUGGUGAUAACAUUCAGGCAGCAUCAUGAAACCAUUCAGCAUUACGUGGUUUUUGCAUCUGUUUAGUUUGUUGUCCAUAAUGUUCUUAUUGACAGUUGGAUUUUGUGGUACUGGCUUUUCUUUAAGAUCUGUGUAAAUGCUGUAAGAAAAUGUACAUACAAUUUUUUUUUAAUUGAUUUUUGUCAAGAGGGCGCCUGUCAAGCUAACUUACUACAUUGUUCAGUCUUCUCUCUGGGCUUGACUGUGAGACUGCGUCAAACCCUGUUCAUCAUCAAAUGUGUAUGACGUUGUUAUGAUGACAUACAUGGUUCAGUAUAUGGGGGUUGGAACUGUUACAGUACUUCAAAAUUUAAGGCAAUUAAUUGUUUUCAAUGUUAUUUUGCAUUAUUUUAAUAAAUGUCUUGUUUUGCCAUCUACGUUGAAAAAUGUGAGUAUUAUUUCAUUAAAAUUAUAUUUGAUGAGGAAA